Triticum turgidum subsp. durum (durum wheat) is the source of this 945-nucleotide messenger RNA. NCBI's taxonomy places the organism in Eukaryota, Viridiplantae, Streptophyta, Magnoliopsida, Poales, Poaceae. The record is from the annotation of a GenBank genome assembly.
AUGGCUUACGCAAAAGACCAUCUCGAGCGUGCCGUGGAGCAACAGACAAUUCCACCAUCAAUAUUGCUCGAUCAGGUGCGGCGCGCGCUGGAAACACCUCUUUUCAGGAGGCCUCGCAGAGUUGAAGCGCGACACUUCAUCUCAGUUUAUGAGAGAAUGAGUACAAGGAAUGAGGCCAUUUUGGAGCUUGCAAAGCUGGACUUCAGUAUUCUGCAAGCCCUGUACUGUGAGGAGCUGAGGGCUCUUACUCUGUGGUGGGAAGGACUGCAACUACAAGACCACUUGAGCUUCGCACGAGACAGGAUGGUGGAGAUGCACUUUUGGAUGCUUGGAGUUUUAUUUGAGCCACAAUAUUCAUACGGACGAAUAGUGCUCACAAAGUUCUUUACAUUUAUAUCGAUAUUCGAUGACAUUUACGACAGCUACAGCACCUUAGAAGAAAGCAGGCUCCUCACCAUGGCAAUGGAAAGGUGGGAUGAACAAGCCGCUGAACACCUCCCAGGUUACACGAAGUUUUUCUACAGAAAAGUACUCGCGACCAUGAAGGUCAUUGAAAAAGAUUUGGAUAGUCAAGGAAACAAGCAUGCAGACUAUGUAAAAAAGCUACUAAUCGAUGCUACAAAAUGCUACUACAACGAGGCGAAAUGGUGUGAGGAAAGCGACACACCAGUUACUGUUGAGGAGCACCUGCGGAUCUCGGUGCCUAGCUGUUGCUGCAUGCAUGUUGCAUGCCUUGCCUUCAGUGUCAUAGGAGCGGGCAGAGACGCCAUCGAGUGGGGCAUGACCUAUCCCAAAAUCAUGCGAGCUUCCUGCACCAUCGGCCGCGUCAUCAAUGAUGUGGCUUCACACGAGGUUACACACUUACAGCUGAAAAUAUAUGCCAUGUUUUAUUUUAUUUGCUUUUUUCAGUUCAUGGAUAAGUUUGGGAUCCUUUUAGUUUUGUAG